CUUUCUAUUCCCAACAAGCUCGAGAGAAAUCUAGCAGUGGCACUUGUACGUGGGAGCGCUUUAAUGUAGAUUUUCAAAGGAAUAGCAAACGUGAACCUCUGCUUCUUUUUUAUUUUUACAUUUCUCUACAUGUAAUCCUGAAAAGCAAAAUGUUAACUGUUGAAAUGGAGGGCAUGGUAUUUUGGAUAUGCUAAACCUUAUUUCUGACUCUCAAGCCUCUCAGCAACAGACCUCUGCCUGGUGUCUGUCUCAAUUUUGGCCCUGGCUCGACUGACAUUUCUGCAAAGAAGGGCUUCGGUUCAUGUUGUUAUUGAACUAAAUUCUCCGUGUCGUGUUUUUUGUCUUCUGAUAUGGGAAGCUAUACAGGUUGGAAUAUAUGGGACAGUGGCUGCUUUAAUCCAUGAUCCUCUCUGGGAGGAUGUAAUGCUGACAUAACCUGCAACAUGAGGAGUUUUAAGGUACCAGCGGCAGUUAGUAUCAGCCAGAGCUCACUUAAUCACCAUUGAUAACCAGAUCCAUCCAAUAUCAGCUACUGUGAACUGAAAGUGAAACAUUGGUCCGUGAGAGAGGUCGCCUGGGCAGCGCUGCUUCAAGUUCCCUCAGGUCACCCAUCUCAAUGUCGGCAGGUUCUCCCACCAUUACCAUGGCCUCUUCACAAAAACAUUGAUGAAAAUGGUGAUUUAAACAUGACGACAUUAAACAGGAUGGGGACAAAGGGCCUCAAAGGUCUGGUUCCACAGUGAACCUGUCCCAGAAGAGGCAGGCAACGGUGGGAUUGGCAGUUGGCAGUUCCAACCAUCGAAGCUGUUGUAGCACAUCAUCUCUUGCUUGGUCAGUUCACUCCUGAGAGACCCCAGGAUGACGCACACUAGUCUGAGCUCUCUGACAGACUUGUGAUAUCUCACAUCGCAAGGGUGUAGUUGUGUGGACUUAAGGAGUGGACAAUGAACAGAACAAAGAAGUAUGAAGGUCUGUGUUCUGAGGGGAAGCCCCCGGCUGAAGUCCCUAUAGGUUGGCAGCGGAGGAUCACCCACAGCGGGGUUGUCUACAUAAGUCCCAGUGGCUCUGUGCUAGCCUGUCUGGAGCAGGUGAAGAGUUACCUGCUGACUGAUGGGACCUGCAAGUGUGGCCUGGAGUGUCCUCUCACCAUCCACAAGAUAUUCAGCUUUGACCCCGGGGCGGCUGUCAAGCAUAGGAUGGCUGAGGAUGCACGAGCUGACGCCGAUGUCACCAAGCUGUGUAUCCACAAGAGGAAGAUCAUUGCCACGGCAACUCUGCACAGGAACAUGGAGUCACUGCACCCCUCACUGGCUCUGGCUAGUCAUGGUAGUAGCACUGGUACGGUGAGUCAUCCAGCAAUAAAGAACAAUAUGUACGAUGGUCCACCCAACAAGAUGACAAUACCUGGUCUACGGUACUAUAACCAUGAACUGGGUUCUCCUCAGCGAGAUCCGUACUCUGGUUACAGCAGGACAAGACUGGGGGGAAGUGAUCGCUGUAGCCAACAACGGUCACCAUAUCGUAUCCGCCACAGUGUCCUGCUCAGCCCCUCCUCCUCCACCUCAUGUGGCUCGCAGCAUUAUGGUGAUGGGACUCCCUCCCCAAGGACUGAACUUCUGGGGAGUCCUGAGCCCAACAUGCUUGGUUUUCAUGGAGCUUGCAGCCCAGGCUCUGCCCUUAUGAACGGUGAUCGUUUUACACCUCUCUCACCACCUAGUGUUCUGUUCCACGGCUCGCCUUCGGCCACCCAGCCCUCGUGUGCCAUAGCAGGAAGGACUAAUGUACCCGUCAAUGCCAAAAGCCCCAAUAUGCAGAAGCCCUUCUACAGCUUCCCCCACAACAACUUUCAACAUAAGCUCCAGCCUGCAUGCCAUCCACACCCACAGUCGCACUUGUCCCUGUCUCAGCUCCCUCCCUCCUCUGAGAUGGACCCUCUUGGUAUCCUGGACCCCAUUCCAAGCAAGGCUCCAAGCCAGGGUCCCUUAGUGUCAAAUGUAUCUGGCCUCCAACACAGUGCCCAUUCUCAGGUACCACCAAUGAAUGUAAACAUCCCCCCUACCAGUGUCCCUUUGCCCAGCAACCUGCCUUUACCAACUGGGAAGUCUGGACAUGUUGGGCAUGGCCAGAGGGUCCAGCACCACCCUACCCCUUCAUCUGUCUCGUCCUCGCCUAUUGUGUCCCCGGUACAUAUGGCUGGGCCUGUCCUUGCCAGGGUGGAGGAGUCACCCCACCGUUCACGUUGCUCCUCCGGAUCUUCUGAACAUGGGAGCUUCGCUCACCCCACGGGGCUCCAGGUUCCUUGUGGGGGUUCAAAGCCACUUCCCAGGUCCCCUCGGGCCUCUUUGGGGUCCCCUCGACCUGCAAUGCCGCCAAGUUCAUAUAAGAUGGACAAACUCCAUCACUUGAACGAUAACCCCAACUACCUGCCAGGGGGGAUGAACAGUAGUCUAAGCAGGCUUUCCAAUUCCAUGUGCCCUCCAGCUCCUGGUUCUGAUAGUGUCCUUCAAAGGAAUCACUCAGUAGGAAUGCCCCUUAACAAGAUGCUAGAUCAGCAGAAUCCUGCUUCCUUCCCAGCCAGCAGUCUUCUGUCAGCCGCAGCCAAAGCACAGCUAGUGAAUCAAAACAAACAUCCCGACAGCGCAGCGGCUGCAGGCGCAGAGGCUCACAGUGGCUUGGGACACCCAGGGCUGGUUGGUGGAGGCAGAGGUGGGAACCUAGAUGGACACAGCACUUUAAACCAGCGAUAUCUACCUAAUCCUGGGCCGUUGGCGAGUGAGGUUCAAACCGGAAGAGCAGCAUUAAGAGACAAACUCAUGGGUAUGGCUCAGCAGAGAGAGGCGAAUCGCAAGCGGAAACUGUCCAAUGAUGUCAGCGGUGGUGGCGUCAACAAUGACAGGGCUUUCGACGUGCUCAAGCAUCCAAUGGGUGGCUCAGGAUCAAGUUCGGCUAGCUUUCCAGAGCCUUUGAGGAGAAUGUUUCAGCAGGGUAGCCUGCCCCCAAACACAUCCAUGGCCCAGCUACUCCAGUCCAUGAGCCACCAGAGUGCCCAUAAUGGGCCAAGCCACGUGGGCCCCAGCCCAGCCCGAUCCAGCAAAUCUCCCUUCUUGGAGGAAGCUUUGCCUCAUAUGUCAGCUUUGCAGCAGAGCUUGCGGGGGCCUCAGCUCCAGGGCAGAGCGUUGGUCCCUUUCUUCCAGAACAUGAACAACGAAGGUCAGAUUUCAGGCCAAGAUCUAAACAUGGAGCAGUUUAACGGGCCAAUGAACGUAAUGCAGGAUCCCGCCUCAGCUGGGAACGUUGGUGUGCUGGGUUACGGUGGUAGACAACAUGCAGCCAUGGGGUCAAUGCAGGACAACCCAAACUCGCAGCAGCAGUUUGGACGUUAUCAGAAACCAUCCCAGGUGCAAGGCAACCCCCACUUCAGAGGCAGGGCAGGAUUGCCUCCCAUGAUGUCCAAUGGCAGUGUCCAAGCCCUCUCUAAGUCAGUUGAGGUCAGUAGUUCUCUGAGCUGUGAGCUGAGGCAGGCCCAAGAGGAGAGUCUCCAGUCUCUCAUCAGGAGCAGCCAAGCCAAUACACAGCAACAGCUUGUUCGGGGUCCGGGUCGUCACUCCAUACAGAGCCAGCAGCUCCACAGGUUACAGAGCCAGGGCUCCCAUCCUGUUGCCCCUCUCCCUGGUGGUGCUUCCUCCAACCCCAUGAACAGCCUCCUUCAGAGAUUCCAGGGGGGUUUGCCUGAGAGGAUUCCACUGCCCAACAGAGCUAUGAUGAGUCGACCGGGGAUGAUGUCCAUGUCCCAACCCGGUGCCCCUUGUCUCCAGGAGGGUCAUCGAGAAUACCAGUCUCCCCAGGGCCUUCACAGUGGUGGGGGACAAGUUAUUGAUCCUUUCCACAGGGAAGCGAUGGGCACGGCCAGCAAGAGCAUGUCUAAUGUCAUUACAUCAACGGGUGGUAGCAGUACCUUCGCUGCUACUGUUGUCUGUGAGCCUGUUGACCUCUCCCAUGCGGUCAACUCUGUCAUCCACACCGGCCCGCUCCGCUCAUAUCAGGAGCCAGUGCCGGAGCACCGACACCAUCCCAAGGUGGGCCGGCCCCGCAAGAAGACCCCUGAACGGAACAACAUCUUCUCCCCCGUUGCCAUGGAAUCUCCUACAAGAUUCCGCUCGCCUCGACGUGGAGCCCAGAGAAGACAAUGGGACGGGGAGGCGGAGGGCAAGGAGCAGGCUGGUCUGUGGCGUGAUGACGAGCCCCUCCAACAGCUUUCCUUAGCCCAGAGCAGAAACGGCACCUACCCAGAAAGGCCCAAAGGUCAGGCCCACUUAGGCUCCCAGGAUCAAACACCACUGCAAGUCCCCAGUGGCCUGUAUGCCCAUAUGAAUGGCAACGGUAGGGGCCACACCUCGGGAAGACCCAGACACCCCAGCCUGUCCCCACCAGAGGGCCACUUCACCAAGGACUACAGCCUCUUCAACGGACAUCUGAACGGCCAACUCGACGGCCAACUCAACGGUCACUGCUACAACAGGUAUUACAAUGGGCACCUGAACGGGAGCCUGAGCGGCGAGGAGGACCUGAGGCCUGGGGACUCACCCUCCUCCAGUGAGGGGCUCCAGCUCCACCACAGGCCCAGAACUCAGACCCACUACCCGGGAGAGCUGCUCUGGGGCCAGGGCAAAGGUUUCCCUCCAUGGCCAGGCAAGAUGGGAAGCGAGGGGCACAUGUACUCCCUUGGGAUGGUGAACAGCAUACAGGGCAAAGUAGAGUCAGACAAUUUCCAGAGGACACUAACAGAGGAUCUGGAGACACUACACAAAGCAAACAAAAUAACUAGAAAUGGGGGAAAACGGAAUAACCACCUAGAAGCUGCUAUACAGGAGGCUAUGAGCGAGCUGGAUAAGAUGACAGGCAAUAUGUCACAGAGAGACAGACAAGUCAAGACCCCUAAACCCAAGAGGAGGAAGAUCUCCAGAUGACAGUGAAUGUGUGGAUCCGUUACUUCAGUGGCCUUCUGAGUAGCGGUCCACCUAGCCAAUGGGUUUCAUUGUAGCCGAUGUGGAACCGCUAGCUAGUUAGCUGUGUGUGCAUUAGACGCGACCAUUGUCCACUCUGUUAAAUCAGCUUGGUACUUAGUCCAACUGGAUUGGUGCUACAAUUAGUCAACACCCCUUCCACCUUGACCACCACCAAGACACUGACAGUGAAAGAAGUACAAAAAAGGAUGGAGGAACCUAGCUGCAAAAUAAUCGCUAUGAUAUAUCCACUGCUAGCUUGUCCUUAUAUAGAAUCUCAUUCUUUUCCAUAUGAGGAAAUUGUUGGUACAAAUAUUUCUGAUGCAUUUUAGAUGUACAAUAGACAAAGGAAAACAGUACAUUAUAUUCAGUGAUUUAAUUGUAUAUAUUGUUCAGUAUUAUCAUAGAUGAGUCGAUCCAAUGCUCAUUUUCUAAUGUACAUGUCGAUCUCCUAUGUUUUUAUUUUGCACAAAACAGUGCGGCCAGAGAUUUCUUUUUUUGAAAGAAAAGCAGCAUAGAGGCAUUUUUCUACAGAUCUAUUGAAACAUGCUGUUUAAGCAUCAAACCGCAGAAGGAUUAGGAACAUUUGAACUUCAACAGACACUAUUUUCAGUAAGGAUGUUCUUCUCCUGCUGGAAAGGCAUACAGAGUCCCAAGAAAAGUAAACUGGAAGAUUUGAAGAUAGAUACUGUGGGUUUAUCUGAACAUAGAGAGAGAGACAUGCAAAUACUUUCUCUUAUGUUUUUAUCCAAGAAAAGAAAAAGCCAUCAAAGGAAGGAGUCUGAAAAAUGCUUCUAAGUUAAAUUAUAUUUACUCCCAAAGUAAAAUGUAUUUUCUCUGAAUAUUUUUGAUACAGAUUUUCUGUGUUAUCUGCCAAAUGACUUUAAUUGUGAGUGUUUUGUGUUCAUUUAAAAAAGGGGUAAGUUAUUGUAAAGUAUAAACACAUUUGUGGUAUACAUGCAUUCUGAAACUUAAGUAUUCAAUAUUAACAGUUAUAAUAUAUGGUUCUGUCACUAGUGUUUAAUUUACAAUUAAGUUAAUAUUUAAAUGGUGCAAAUCAUGUAAUUUGAGCAUUGCUCUGUUUUUUUUUCUUGUUUAUCUUUCCCUUGAAUGUGUCAUUUUCAAGUGUCAAAAUGCCUUAUUGGAUGAACUGCACAUUUACAGUUCAGAAGAGAUCAGUAUUAUACGCAUUGGUUUCCUUUGCUCUGAAAAGCAAGUUUAAACGACCCAAGAAAGUAUGAGAGUGAACUUUGAUUUGAGCCUUAUAUCCAAUGCUAUAACCCCUGCUGCCAAAGCUAUGCCCCAUCACAGGUUGGGACUUAGUUUAUAUUAUUUACCUUUUUAAUACUCUAUUGAAUAGGUGGCCUUAAUUUAGUUGAUUUUCAUUGUGUUGCUUUUGUACUUUAUUAUUUAUUUAUGAAUCACAUAUUUAUUUGUAAGUUUGUUACAUUGCAUUAAAAUGGUUACUUAGCAAUAAUACUAAGAGUUGUACACUCUGAAAAGCCUUUAUAGUAUUAUAUUUUUCUCUUAACAAAUUAACAGCCUAUAUAUGGAUAAACAUUGUCAGUGGUUUUUAAAUAUGAAUUUAUAUAUUUGUGUUUAUUUAUGAAGUGUAAUGUCUUUGGAUGCUUGUAUGUGCAUAUAGUGUUUUUUUUCUUGUGUCAACUGAGUAUAUACCCACGGCCUGAAGACAUUUUUAAAUGUUUAUAUUAAAUGAGUGAACUUAAUUUUCUGUACUUUAUACCCUGACUCAGGAGGGGAACCUUCUGAUUUGAUCAGUCUUGGGUAAAUCUGAAAUUGUAUAACUGAAAUGUUCUUGAUAAGUUUGUCCAAAAAUGUUGUAUUUAAAAUACAAUAUCAAGUCAUCUGUAUUCAAUUCUAACAGAACAACAGGGCAUCCUAAAAUGUAAUUGCUAGGUGACCAAGUGUUAAUACGAGUGUCAUCAACAUUAUAUCUAUCUUGUUUAUAAUUAUUUAAUUUAGCACUCUUACUCCUAAAAUAUGAAGAGCUCACCACUAGUUCAUGGACUAAGUAAAUCAUGUUAAAUGUUGUAUUCCAUUUCAAAAUACUUGGCCUAAUACUAGGCCUAUUUAUCAUUAAGGUAUUAUGAGUUACAUUGCAUAAAAAUUAUUUAGGUCCAUUUUCAACUUUGUCUACUGCAAUGAUCUUGAGUGAUUGUGUUUAUAUGGAAUAAAUGUUUUGCCAUCUUAUAAAAAAAAAAAAAAUUGUUUGAAUUAGCUUUUUAUUGAAUGUUUUUUCCAUGUCAUUUUGUGAUCUUUAUUUCAGGACAUACGGUACAGUAUGGUACAAGCUGAGUGGCCCACAUUGGUUUUAUGGUGUGAAAAUAUUUUUAUUUUUUGUAAAGUAUUUUUAUUUUAAGUCAUUUGGCAUUUUAACAGUCACAUAAUGUGGCACCAAUAUUGAAGUAUAUUUUGUACUUGAGGUUCUUAUAGUUUUUAAUAUCUUUCUGCAUACAUAACAGCUGUAGCAUCUCCCCUUUCUGCUUCUCCAGCAGAAAUGUUUCACAUUUUAAAAAGUGUGCCUGAAAUUACAGGCAGUGGAAGGUGGCUAUUAUGCUUCGUUCAAAAUCUUUCCAUUGUGUUUGUUCCAAAGGGAUGUACAAAUUUGACAUAGUAUUGCAUUAAUUUUGCAAUAAAAUGAUGUAUUCUAUCAA
Salmo salar (Atlantic salmon) is the source of this 7678-nucleotide messenger RNA. Its product is annotated as methyl-CpG-binding domain protein 5. NCBI's taxonomy places the organism in Eukaryota, Metazoa, Chordata, Actinopteri, Salmoniformes, Salmonidae. Gene Ontology annotation, cellular component: nucleus; chromocenter. Gene Ontology annotation, molecular function: DNA binding; chromatin binding. The record is from RefSeq and is a predicted model, not a curated record.